Molecule: messenger RNA, 1452 nt
Organism: Laccaria bicolor S238N-H82
Lineage: Eukaryota; Fungi; Basidiomycota; Agaricomycetes; Agaricales; Hydnangiaceae
Exons: 1
Coding region: 1-1452 (483 amino acids)
Source: RefSeq, a predicted model, not a curated record
AUGAGCAGAGAAGAAGUACUUAUUUCACUUGGAGAGUCGAUUGCGACUUUAGAGUCCAAGCGAACCUAUUUGCUUCAGGAAGUCAACGCCGUCGAACAAGAACUUGGAGAACAAAAAUCCAGGCAUGCUAGUAUCGUCAACGAGAUCACCCCACUAUACAAGCUGCCUAACGAACUCCUCGUGAUCAUCUUGACCACAUCCCACCAGCUCACCUCGAGGGCGAAAUAUCCAUUUACCGUUUUAGCUUCUCAUGUUUCGAGCCGCUGGCGUCAGGUUGUUUUGGCAACCCCAUUUUUGUGGAACGACAUCGACAUGGAUAUUCGGCCAUUGAGCCAUAUCCGCGGACGCACACUUCAAAGGCUCUCUGCCCACCUCACGCGUUCUGAUCCGUGUCAUCUCGAUAUUUCACUUUCAUUUGGCCUCACAGAAGAAGUAGCGCCUUACCUCGAACUUAUUUCUGCUCAUUCGAAACGUUGGCGAAGAUUGUCUAUAGUGGCAAGAAGGGAGAAAGUCAACGACAUCAACAUGUUUCUUCGCCCUGCCAUCACGCCUGCUUUGCAACAUUUGUCCCUCCAUGUCGGGACACCGCAGGAUGGGUUGCUCUCCCCGCGGGUAGCUUACCGACACGUUUGCCCUCAAAUUCUAUUGGCCGGUGCGCCGUCUCUUUCUUUUGUGCGGCUUGCCGGCCUGGCAUUGGGCAACAUGCAUCCCGCUUCAAAUGUCAUUUCCACACUUCAUCUUGACGGAUGGACGCGCCAUUACAUGACACAUAAUCAGUUCAAAACAGUUUUCGAAGGAUUGCCUUCUCUCGUCAACCUGUCCAUGAACCAGUUAUGCAUCCAUCACCCUCGUGAUCCGCUAGCAAUCACAGCUCCUAUCCGUUUGCCAUUGUUACGGUCUUUGCGGAUACGUGGUCCCUGCGCACCACCUCACCGGCUACUGAGCCUCUUAAGAUUGCCUGCCCUCGAAUCACUUUCGCUCCUAGACAUGGAUACAUUCGAUUCUGAUAUAAUCCCGACGGUGCAGAUCCUAUCUUUGGAUUCAUGCGCGUUCGGUGAAACUGAGAUUUUUAACCUCUUUGCUGCAUUCCCUGCGGUGGUCCACCUGGGAUUCGAUGAAUCUGUGCCAGACAUUUACGAGAUGCUAUGUCCAAUGUCGGAAGACUCGGACACUCUCAUACCCUGGCCCAGCUUGCGAAGUCUCGCUGUGAGAGAGCUACAGACCAUUGACGUGGACCCUCUUUGCGCGAUGAUUUCCAAGCGGGCAGAGUCCGGUAAGCCGCUUGCAACGGCAUCGCUCGAUCGACGGAGCCGACAUAUGUUGAAAUCCAAUGCAAAACAUCAGCAUCGGAUAAAGUGGUUGGAAGAGAGGUUGGGGGUUGACAAGGCUCUAUCUGAGGAGGUGUGGCCAGCGGGACUUGAGUAUAACGAUCCACACGACCUUUUGGAGUAA